This is a messenger RNA of Blumeria graminis f. sp. triticale, 201 nucleotides long. NCBI's taxonomy places the organism in Eukaryota, Fungi, Ascomycota, Leotiomycetes, Helotiales, Erysiphaceae. The record is from the annotation of a GenBank genome assembly.
AUGUGUGUUACACUUCUCGACGAGCUAAUUUUGGAUAUAUUCUCGUCGAGUUUUGUUGAAGAGAAGGAUUUGGCUGUAAAGCUUAAGAAUAUUUUGUUUGUGCAGUCCAUACCAAAACUCAGCACCCCUAAAAACCCUAAUCCCAUGUAUGAGGAAAUUAUAAUGGCAUUUAACAACACAAUCAAACAGAUUAGAGGUUAG